Messenger RNA from Apodemus sylvaticus (European woodmouse), 2517 nucleotides. It is a transcript of the gene Nhlrc2, whose product is annotated as NHL repeat containing 2. Lineage: Eukaryota; Metazoa; Chordata; Mammalia; Rodentia; Muridae. The transcript is spliced from 11 exons. Bases 211 to 2388 code for a protein of 725 amino acids. Gene Ontology annotation, molecular function: protein binding. The record is from RefSeq and is a predicted model, not a curated record.
GGAAGGGGCGGGGUGGGCUGCUCUGGAGUUUAAUUACGUGUCGUGGAAGCACGGCCCUUUGGACUUUGGCGUCUGAAAGAAGGCUUAUUUUAGGUGGAAGCGUGUGUGGCGCAGGUCCGGGCUCGCCGGGCCCCGCUCUGAGGCUAGAGGGCGGCGCACGCUGGCCCGACCCGCGCCCUCGGCCCCGGAGUUCCUGGGAGCUCGCGCAACAUGGCGGCCCCCGGAGCGCGCGGCGCGAGCCUCUCGGGCCUGCUGCCCGCGCAGACCUCGCUCGAGUACGCCCUGCUGGACGCCGUCACCCAGCAGGAGAAGGAUGAGUUGGUCUACCAGUAUGUGCAGAAGGUGGACGGCUGGGAGCAGGACCUAGCGGUGCCCGACUUUCCGGAAGGAUUAGAAUGGCUGAACACAGAGGAGCCUCUUUCCAUUUACAAGGACCUAUGUGGAAAAGUGGUUAUCCUUGAUUUCUUCACCUACUGCUGCAUUAACUGUAUUCAUGUGUUGCCUGAUCUCCACGCCCUGGAGCACAGAUUCUCUGAUAAAGAUGGACUCCUCAUUGUUGGUGUUCACUCAGCUAAGUUUCCAAACGAAAAGGUCCUGGACAAUAUCAAGAGUGCUGUCCUUCGAUACAACAUCACCCACCCCGUGGUUAACGACACAGAUGCCAGCCUUUGGCAGGAGCUUGAAAUUUCCUGCUGGCCAACACUGGUCAUAUUGGGACCCCGUGGAAACCUGCUGUUUUCUUUGAUUGGAGAGGGACACAAAGAUGAACUAUUUUCAUAUACGUCUAUCGCUUUAAAGUAUUACAAAGACAGGGGACAGAUCAGAGAUGGAAAAAUUGGAAUAAAACUCUUUAAAGAGUCUCUGCCGCCUUCCCCGUUGCUGUUCCCUGGCAAGGUAGCAGUAGAUCGCGCUACUGGUCGGCUGGUGGUAGCAGACACGGGGCACCACAGGGUCCUGGUCAUCCAGAAGAACGGGCAGAUUCAGUGCAGCAUUGGAGGACCUAAUCCUGGAAGGAAAGAUGGGAUGUUUUCAGAGUCGUCUUUUAAUUCUCCACAGGGUGUAGCUAUAGCAGAUAAUAUCAUCUAUGUAGCCGACACUGAAAACCACCUUAUAAGAAAGAUAGACCUAGAAGCUGAGAAGGUGACCACUGUAGCGGGCGUCGGCGUUCAAGGAACAGAUCUGGAAGGGGGCGAGGAGGGAGACAAGCAGCCCAUCAGCUCCCCAUGGGAUGUUGCACUUGGGGCCUCAGGUUCAGAGGUCCAAAGAAAUGACAUCCUGUGGAUAGCCAUGGCAGGGACUCAUCAGAUAUGGGCACUCCUCCUAGACUCUGGCACACUGCCAAAGAGAAGUGACCUCAAAAAAGGAACCUGCCUUCGUUUUGCUGGAAGUGGAAAUGAGGAGAACCGAAACAACGCCUAUCCUCACAAGGCGGGCUUUGCCCAGCCAUCAGGCCUCGCUCUUGCCUCAGAAGAGGCCUGGAGCUGCCUCUUUGUGGCCGACAGUGAGAGCAGCACCGUGAGGACUGUCUCACUGAGAGACGGGGCUGUGAAGCACCUCGUGGGCGGAGAGCGAGACCCCAUGAAUUUAUUUGCUUUUGGUGAUGUUGAUGGAGUAGGCAUCAGUGCGAAGCUUCAGCACCCACUCGGGGUUGCAUGGGAUGAGACGAGGCAUCUGCUCUAUGUGGCAGACUCCUAUAAUCACAAGAUUAAAGUUGUGAACCCAAAAACAAAAGAAUGCACAGUGUUAGCGGGGACUGGAGAUGCCAGUGAUGCCAGCUCCAGUUUUUCGGAGUCCGCCUUCAAUGAGCCUGGAGGCUUGUGCGUCGGUGAGAGUGGUCGGCUGUUGUACGUAUCGGACACCAACAAUCACCAGAUUAAAGUGAUGGAUUUGGAAGCAAGAACAGUGUCUGUGCUCCCGGUCUUCAAGUCUGACAGCGCUAUGGUGGAUGGCUCCUUCCCUAGAGAGAAGCAGAAGACAGUGCCCAAAGUGCCGAAGUCCGCCGCGCACGUCGGCCUCCCGCCUGUGACGGUGCACCCCGGCCAGGCCCUGCAGCUCAGGCUCCAGCUCCAGCUUCCGUCCGGAGCAAAGCUGACUGAAGGUGCGCCCAGCUGCUGGUUCCUGGAAGCCGACGGCAAUGAAUGGCUUCUUCAAGAACAGAUCCCAUCUGGAGACAUAGAGAAUAUUUCCAAUCAACCAGCAAUUUCCCUACAGAUUCCUACCGAUUGCUUGUCACUGGAAGCUGUGGUCUCUGUCAUCGUAUUUCUUUACUACUGCAGUGCAGACAGCAGUGCAUGUAUGAUGAAGGGAGUCGUGUUCAGGCAGCCUCUGCAGAUAAGCAGCACCCAGCCAGCUUGCACAGCUCCUGUAGAGCUCACACAUGCAUUCUAGGAAGCCGUCCAGCAGCCCACACCACAGGCCCAUUCAUCCUACCCUCCAGCAUUUAGGGAAAAAGCAUUAUAGAAACCCAUUGCUCAGUUGUCACAACUGAUGACAAAAUAAAACUGUGCUCCUUAUUAA